Messenger RNA from Tilletiopsis washingtonensis, 2165 nucleotides. RefSeq names its product putative iron inhibited ABC transporter 2. The coding region runs from base 149 to 2041 and encodes 630 amino acids. The transcript has 6 exons. Gene Ontology annotation, molecular function: ATP hydrolysis activity; ATP binding. Lineage: Eukaryota; Fungi; Basidiomycota; Exobasidiomycetes; Entylomatales. The record is from RefSeq and is a predicted model, not a curated record.
CUCUGUCUCGUCAGUCGGAGCUCUCUUUAACCUCUCACACCUCGCUCCACCACACGGCCCGCGCCGUAGCCUCUCGCACUCGCAGCGCCCUCUCCGCUGCUCCCCCGAGACCUCAGCCCCGCUCGUCCCGCUCUCGCGCCCGCCCAGCAUGCCGCCGGUCUCUGCCUCCAAGGCCAAGCGCCAGGCCGAGAAGGCCGCCAAGGCCGCCGCCAAGAGCGAGAAGGACGGCUCCUCCAAGGGCACCACCACCACCAACGGCUCCAGCACCGCCACGCCGCUCACCAACACCAGCGCCGCCACAUCGGUGGAGGACCUGAGCGACAUGAAGAAGCUCGCCGUCGCCACGGAGCGCAACGCCUCGGGCGUGCUCACCUCCGACAAGCAGAGCCGCGACAUCCACAUUGACAACUUCACCAUGUCCUUCCACGGCCGCCUCCUCGUCGACGGCGCCGAGAUCGUGCUCAACUACGGCCAGCGGUACGGCCUGCUCGGCGAGAACGGCUCGGGCAAGACGACGCUGCUCGAGGCGCUCGCGCACCGCGAUGUUGAGAUCCCCGAGAGCAUCGACCUCUACCUCGUGCAAGGCGAGGUCGAGCCGUCGGAGCAGAACGGCCUCGAGUACUGCAUCGAGUCGGCCAAGAAGAAGGUGGCGCGUCUCGAAAAGGAGAUCGAGAUCAUGUCCGUCGCCGACGAGGUCGACGAGGUGGGCCUCGAGCUCAAGUACGAGGAGCUCGAGGAGCUCGACCCGUCGACGUUCGAGGCCAAGGCCGGUGCCAUUCUGCACGGUCUCGGCUUCUCCAAGACGAUGAUGCACAAGCCGACCAAGGACCUGUCCGGUGGCUGGCGCAUGCGCGUGGCGCUUGCGCGUGCCCUCUUCAUCAAGCCGCACCUGCUGCUGCUCGACGAGCCGACGAACCACUUGGACCUCGAGGCCGUCGUGUGGCUCGAGGCGUACCUCUCGACGUACAACCACAUUCUCGUCUUCACGUCGCACUCGGCCGACUUCAUGGACUCGGUCUGCACCAACAUCAUGGACCUGACGCACCACAAGAAGCUCGUGUACUACGGCGGCAACUACUCGACGUACGUGCGCACGAAGACGGAGAACGAGACGAACCAGAUGAAGGCGUACGCCAAGCAGCAGGACGAGAUCCAGCACAUCAAGAAGUUCAUCGCCAGUGCCGGUACGUACGCCAACCUGGUCAAGCAGGCCAAGUCGAAGCAGAAGAUUAUCGACAAGAUGGAGGCCGCCGGCCUCAUCCAGCCCGUCACGGCGCCGCGGCCGCUGAGCUUCAAGUUCGAGGAUGUGCGCAAGCUGCCGCCGCCCAUCAUUGCGCUCGACGAGGUGGCCUUCUCGUACAGCGGCAAGGUCGAGGACUACCUGUACAAGGGCCUCUCGCUCGGUGUCGACAUGGACUCGCGCGUCGCCAUCGUGGGCCAGAACGGCACGGGCAAGUCGACGCUGCUCAACCUCAUCACCGGCGCGCUGCAGCCGACCGAGGGCACAGUGCAGCGGCAUGCGGGCCUGAAGCUGGCCAAGUACAGCCAGCACUCGGCCGACCAGCUGCCGUACGACCUCUCGCCGCUCGAGUACAUGGAGCGGAAGUACAAGGACAAGUUCCCGCAGAAGGAGAUGCAGUUCUGGCGCUCGCAGAUCGGGCGCUUCGGCCUCUCGGGCUCGCACCAGACGGCGCCGAUCCGCACGCUCUCCGACGGCCUGCGCAACCGCGUCGUCUUCUCGCAGCUGGCGAUGGAGAACCCGCACGUGCUGCUGCUCGACGAGCCGACGAACCACCUGGACAUGAGCAGCAUCGACGCGCUCGCCGACGCCAUCAAGGAGUUCCCCGGCGGCGUGGUGAUUGUGUCGCACGACUUCCGCCUCAUCAGCCAGGUGGCGCAGGACCUGUGGGAGGUGAAGGGCGGCAAGAUCGUCAACCUCACGAAGAACGGCAUGGACAUCCAGACGUACAAGAAGACGCUCAUGGCCAACUCGGCCGCGGCCAUCGAGAAGGCCAAGCUCGUCGGCAAGGGCAAGGCAUGAGCGCGUCGCUGCGUGUGUCUGCCCUCACCAUCUGCCAUAUCCUCGCUGCUUCUCUCCCAAAACACACUGCGUUGCGUCUUCGCAUGCCCUGCUUCCUCCAAGCGCGUGACGUGACCUGCGCCUG